CGUUUGUCGUUGGUGGAUAAACUCAAGAUGUCCGUUAUGUAUUGAAUCAAUUAUUUAUGAGUUAUUUUGGUUCAUUAGGAAAAUAUUUUAUUUUUUAUAUAAAUUCUGUUUAAUAUAGGUUGUAUUUAAUCCGUUGAACAGCGAGAAUUAGUUAAUAUAAGAGGUAGGAACUAUUGUUUAUUACACAGUUGGGGUAGUCGAGUAGAAUUCACAGUAGGACCUAAACAGUGACAGAUGGCGUGCUAGCAACGUACGUUAAAAUGAGACAGGCUUAAUGUUUUUCCCCUCAUUGAAAUUUCUCCAGACAACAUCGACACAACAUCUCACAUUAAAAACAAGACAAGUUGAAUGUAAAGACAGUUUGUGAGAAGCUGCUACGAUGGACGCCCUGCAGAGGAGAAUGAUUCAGGAGGACAUGGUUCAGUACAAACUUUUCUCGAUCCAGCCAGACGGUUCAGCUUCACAGCAGACUGAGGAGCAUCUCACACAUCUAGUGGAGGAGAUUUUGGCAAAGGUUGCCCCACUCCUGAUACAAUACAUCUGGCAGCAUCAGGCAUUCAACCUCAAGUAUCAUCCUGAGAAAGGUGGUGUCCCUGCUCACAUUGGAGGGAGCACUCAGUUUGGGGACAAUGUGGAGGACGAGUGGUUUAUUGUUUACCUCCUUCAGCAGAUCACACAGGCUUUCCCAGAGCUCGCAGCCAGAGUUGAGGACAAUGAUGGGGAGUUUCUUCUGAUUGAAGCAGCAGAUUACCUUCCCAAGUGGCUGAAUCCGGACACCAGCGAAAACAGGGUCUUCCUCUACAGGGGAGAGUUUCAUAUUCUCCCCCGUCCCUCCAAAUCCAGUCCAGUGGGAGUCUCAAAAGAUGUGGUACCAACUGUGCCACAAGCUCUAGCACUGCUCUCCACCCACCCAGAGGCCUGUCAGGCAAGCCCUAAGAUCUGUUCAGCCCUGAGGAAGCGAUUAGAGGGGUACCCAGAGAAGAUUAAAACCGGCCUCCAUCAUGCCCACUGCUUCAUACCCGCAGGUAUUGCCAUGGUGUUAGCACAACGACCAGACCUGGUCGCUCCUGCAGUGUCAGCGUUUUACCUGCGGGACCCAAUAGAUCUGCAGGCAUGUCGAAGCUUCAAGACCUUCCCUCCUGACACAAGAGUCCUCACCUCGGUGACAUUCACCCGUUGCCUGUACGCCCAGCUGCAGCAGCAACAGUUCACCCCUGACCGGAGGAGCGGCUUCACCCUGCCUCCUAGCUCUCAUCCUCAGUACAAAGCCCAUGAGCUUGGCAUGAAACUGGCCCAUGGCUUUGAGAUCCUGUGCUCUAAGUGCAGGCUGCCAUCAUCAGAGCCUGAUGCCCCCAUUAGUUGUAACCCUCAGUGGAAGGGCUUCAUGGACAGUCUGAAAAAGAACGACUACUUCAGGGGAGAACUGGAAGGUUCGGCUCAUUACAGAGAACUGACAAGAUCUGCGGAAAACUUCUUCAAGCAGUCUGUCGCUUCAAAAUCGAGUGCUUUGUCCCCGGGUGAGGAGGUUCUCCAGCUGCUGCACAGCUGCAGUCCUUUCAAUUUGCAGGAUCUGAAGAAACAAGAGUCACAGCUCCCCCAAGAGGACAGUGACAGCUGGCUGGAUAUCACAACUCAGGAUUUGGAGCGUAUGUUGCAGGAGAGGAGCGGGGGGAGAGCUGAUGUUGGCAGCCAAAACUCCAGUUCCACCAAACAGACACAACAUGGUGGAGGUGCAGGGGAGAGGAAAAAGGAGAUGCAGGACAACAAGGAGGAAGAGGAGGCCGGUUACAGCCUGGUGGCAAUUAGUCAGGGGAUGAAGAGCUUCCUCAACGCCAUGUCGUCGCAUGAGGGUGCUGAACUGCCCUGGAGCAGUUCAACUCAGCCUUUCAGUUUUGAGCCUGAUGCCAUGGCCAGCGCACUGGACAGACUACUAGGAGGGAAAGAAGAAGAGCUAGAUUCAGAUGAUCUAGAUGAUGAUGAUGAUGAUGAAGGUGAUGAUGAAAAAGAAGAGGAGGAGGAAGAGAAAGAAGAGGGUUCCUCUGGUCACUCAGAGAUGAACGGGACGGAAGCUUUGGAGGGUCUCAGGAGAUACAUGGAUGAAAUGGAUGAGGAGCUGAUGAGCACUAAUAUAGGACAAAGCUUCAAUGUGACGAACAAGGCAGGCUUAGACAAUGGCUCCCCUCGUCCCUCUGCCACAGAUGGUGUCCCGCGACGUGGAGAGGUGGAAGAGACAGAAGAGGAGAUCCAGCCUCUGGACGUCGACCUCAAUCUGGUCGCAAACCUGCUGGAGUCCCUCAGCUGCCAGGCCGGGCUGGCCGGACCGGCUUCGAACCUGCUGCAGAGUCUGGGUAUUCACCUGCCGCCCAACUCUGACCCCUCAUAGAGGACAGAGAGUACUCGGAUACUGAACGAGGCACCUCAUCGCAACCAAAUUUUCUAGGAGUUAAAAACACGUCAGGCACUUUUCUGAAAAUCUUUUGGAAUGAGUUUAAACCUACAUUGUUUGUACAGGAGUACUAAAAAAGGAAACAAAGCUCAUACUGUGAACAAGAUGCACUUCAGAUAACAUUAAUUAAAAAUACACACAACACACUGAAUUCGCGUAGUUUUGUACAGCAGUUAACGAUUUGUCUUUCCAGUGGAUAGUUUUCUGUUUGGUCCAAACUAGUGAAAACAUAGUCCUAUAAAUAUAAAAACUUUCAUUUUCUGAUGUCCCCAUUAAUUAUUUAGGAUCAGGGCAUGUUCACUGCAGUGGAGAAAUGCAUUUAUCUUCAGUUUUGGUUGCAGUGUAAAUACAGAUAUUUUUAAGUCUGUGUUGCCAUGAAUCUUUAUGUCAAGUUUUUAUUCAUGUUCCUUCAUCGACAAGUUUAGUCUCUGACAGUUUUGAUCUAGUAUGUAGUUAAAAAUAAUUUGUAGAAAGCACAUUUGAGAUUUAUACCCAAGGGCAGGAUGGAGCAGAACUCUGCUGCAGGAUGCAUGGCAGGAAAAGGUGGUGUAAGGAAGUCAUGACGUGCCAUUUUGAUGAGGAUUUUUAACA
Messenger RNA from Epinephelus fuscoguttatus (brown-marbled grouper), 3037 nucleotides. RefSeq names its product ecdysoneless homolog (Drosophila) (gene ecd). NCBI's taxonomy places the organism in Eukaryota, Metazoa, Chordata, Actinopteri, Perciformes, Serranidae. Gene Ontology annotation, cellular component: nucleus. Bases 380 to 2383 code for a protein of 667 amino acids. The record is from RefSeq and is a predicted model, not a curated record. The transcript has 14 exons.